Artibeus jamaicensis (Jamaican fruit-eating bat) is the source of this 1160-nucleotide messenger RNA. Its product is annotated as MORF4 family-associated protein 1. NCBI's taxonomy places the organism in Eukaryota, Metazoa, Chordata, Mammalia, Chiroptera, Phyllostomidae. The transcript is spliced from 2 exons. The coding region runs from base 186 to 563 and encodes 125 amino acids. The record is from RefSeq and is a predicted model, not a curated record.
GCGACUCCAUUUUGUUCGCCGCUUCUCUGCUCGUAAGUCGUGUCUUGCUGUGGCUUCUCUGAGCCGGAAAGUUUAAAAAGGGUAAAAGUUUUCAAGAAUAUUCUGGAACUCUGUUGCUAAGCCUAGCGAGUCUCCAUUUUCUCUCCGCAGCAAACGUUGAGACCGGUUCCGGAGGAGCGGCGAGGAUGCGGCCCUUGGACAUCGUCGAGCUGGCGGAGCCGGAGGAAGUGGAAGUGCUGGAGCCCGAGGAGGACUUCGAGCAGUUCCUGCUGCCCGUCAUCAACGAGAUGCGGGAGGACAUCGCGGCGCUGACGCGGGAGCACGGGCGCGCGUACCUGCGGAACCGCAGCAAGCUGUGGGAGAUGGACAAUAUGCUCAUCCAGAUCAAAACGCAGGUGGAGGCCUCGGAGGAGAGUGCCCUGAACCACCUGCAGAGCGACGGCGGCGACGGCCGGGCGGCCACGAGAGGCGAAAAGGCGGAGGAGAAGGCCAAGGAGAUCGCGAAGAUGGCAGAGAUGUUGGUGGAGCUGGUCCGGCGGAUAGAGAAAAGCGAGUCGUCCUGAGCGAGGGUCGGCGGUUUUCAGCCAGUGGAUUCUGGUCCGCUGACGGAGACUGGCUGACACCCUGGAGAAGCUGGACCCGGAGAGCCUUCCGUUCACUCCCUCGUUUUCUCUGUGCUCUGUCCCCAUUCACACUACGUUUCUGCUGUGGUCUGCGGGUGACGACCUCAAUACGAGUUUUGCCUGCCGGUGUCGUGUCUGGGAAGCAGGGCCCAGAUCGUAAGUUCCUGCAGCGGUCCCCUUUGUUCUGGGCUCUGGUAGUUUCCAAAUGUUGAGGUGCUUCGCCCUUUUAUAGCUCCCUGGAACUGUGUGACAUAUGAGACUCAGAGUUGGGGGUCCCCAGCUCUGGAGGUGCUGAAGGAGCUGCUUGACUUCAGAAGACGACUCUGCAGCAAGCAGCUGCUAAAGAAGCUGACGAAGGGACCAGACUUCGACCGGGAAUGGGAGUGGGCCGACCUGGCUGAAACUAAUGACCCGGACGAUGGCUGAAGAUGGUGUUACCUGUAUUUUGGGACUUGAAGUUUUUCUGUGAGAGACCAAAGGAGGAGAGAUGUAUUUUGUUCAAAGUUUAAACUUGACACGGCACACUGUCUGGUGUAA